This is a messenger RNA of Eremothecium gossypii ATCC 10895, 813 nucleotides long. It is a transcript of the gene BUD13, whose product is annotated as Bud13p. Gene Ontology annotation, molecular function: RNA binding. The transcript has a single exon. Gene Ontology annotation, cellular component: RES complex; U2-type spliceosomal complex. Bases 1 to 813 code for a protein of 270 amino acids. NCBI's taxonomy places the organism in Eukaryota, Fungi, Ascomycota, Saccharomycetes, Saccharomycetales, Saccharomycetaceae. The record is from RefSeq and is marked provisional. Gene Ontology annotation, biological process: mRNA splicing, via spliceosome.
AUGUCCUUGAACAGUUACCUAACCGAGGCUUAUGGUCCCAAGAGAGCAGCCAAGUCAAGGAAUGGCUCCAAACGCGAAGCUAAAGUGUCCAAUGUUAGUAUCACCGAUUCUGCCGAACAGUUAGUCUUCACCAACAAUAAGCCGACGGGCCAUGCAACGGAUAUAAAGGCCAAAGCGAAACGAACAGGACUAUUUAAGAAUCUGGAGACCAAUGAGCUUACCGAAUUCAAGCCUGCAAGUGAGGUGCAAGAGCCAAAUGAGGUCAAGAUGAGUUCGGGAGCGCAUGCAGGCCUGCAAUCGGCAGAGCAGGUUGCGGAACAGAUUGGCAAAAAGCAGCGAGAAGCACAGCGAGAAGCUGCUGCGGCAGCAGUCAAUAAAGAGACUGUGUUCCGGGACAGCUCCGGUGCCCAGAUUGCGGACUACUCUACAUAUAUGCGCGACCGUGAGCGGGCGGACAAGCUACGCGAACGGUUCCAGCAAAAUAAGAGCAGAGAGAUGAACAUGGGAGACAUACAGCUACAUCAGCUACGGAAUCCAGAUUGGCGGCCCGCACGUUGUGAAGGCGAGCAGAUUCGUAGGGAUGACCCUGCGGCCCAGUUCACUGCUGAGUCCUCGGCCGCCACAUACAAGCUCUCUCCACUGGGGAGAAAGCUUUACAACAAAGCAUGGCCUGAAAACAGGUUCCAGAUAGCUCCUGGAUGGCGCUGGGACGGAGUAGAUCGCUCAAAUGGUUUCGAGCAGAAGUGGUUUGCAAAGCAAGGGGAGCUUGCAGAGCGAAAAGCGCAGCAGAUGGCCGCGCAACAGGAUUACUGA